Drechmeria coniospora is the source of this 1032-nucleotide messenger RNA. RefSeq lists its product as uncharacterized. NCBI's taxonomy places the organism in Eukaryota, Fungi, Ascomycota, Sordariomycetes, Hypocreales, Ophiocordycipitaceae. The record is from RefSeq and is a predicted model, not a curated record. The coding region runs from base 1 to 1032 and encodes 343 amino acids. The transcript has 2 exons.
AUGCCCAAAAGUGGUGCAACGGCAACGUCACUGUUUCGUUUCGGCCGUGCCAUCGGCGCCAUCAUCGCCAACCAAGCACGUCCUCGGAGGGCCCGAUUUCGCAUCGAGCAAUCCUUGCGACGCCGACAGUCGCCGCCUCUUUUCUCUCUUGAUUUCUUUUUCCCCUCGUCUGCCACCAAGCCUUCGAUGCUGCACGCCGGCGCACUGGACAGCUGCACUCGGCCAGCCAUCGUCACUCGUCUCGCCCACCACCACCCCGUCCAAGCAGGGAGUUUUCGGCUCCCAAGAGGAGAAUCGGUUCGAAUCAUCCUUUCACUGCGUCCGCGAGUGCUGAUGAUGAACGACAUGACCGCCACGCCCUCAUUCUCGAAUUGGAAAUUCUCUGACGGCGAGGCUCGUACGCCAGCAGGGGGCUUUGUCGCCCGCCUUUGUGUCAUGCACGAGCAGGACCGUCUCCCCCCCCCCCCCCCAUCCGGAGGCAUCACCACAUUCGCCGCCGACGACGCCAUCACCAACCAUCCCUCCGAGGGCUCGGACGCCGCCCUCCCUCGCAUGAAGACGGCCCUUGUUGCCGCACCUCGUGCUCGCGCGUCGGUACUCGUCAGUCUCGCCGACGAGUGCCGCCGACGAGAGGGCGUGCAAGUACCGCAGGAUGUUGGGGCAAGCCGCUUAGCGAAGCCAUCGGGUAAUCAGAUGCUUGCAUUGCCUGCUGGCCACUGCACGGCACUCCCCCAGCCGGUACGGAUGGACGGCGCGCCAAGCUGCGCGCGUGCGUGCCAUGUGCGAGGACCCGACCUCGCCGUCCUCGCCGAGAUGCACCAGCUUGACCGAGCUCGCGAGACUCCUGCGGACAACGUCACCCCGUCGUCGCAGGAACGGCAGCCCUUUCCUGACGAAGGCUCUGGCCAGCCACCACCAACCAGCAUCAUCACCGGACGACGGCCAAUUUCCCCUCCACGCGCGUGCACCUUGGUGUCCAAGGCUCACCGGAAAAGGUCAUUCGUGCAGACGAACCAUUAUGGUGGAGUGUAG